UGGUUUGAAAUAUGAAGAAGGAGGAAGCGUGAAGCAAGGACUAAGGAAGAGAGAUUAAUCAAAUGGUGUAAAAGCAGCCAAGCAAAUUCGAAAGCGCCCCUCACGAGAACCCACGUAACUCUUCAUUUCAUUUCAUGUUCUUCUCGUUCUUCCCCAACAAUAACUCCUCCUAUAACACAACCUCAAAUCCUUCUUCUCUUCCUUUCUCCCACCACAACUACCCCACUUCAAUUAAUCGCAAACUUUAUAACAAAAAUCCAAUCACUUCACUUUAUAUAUAAAUAAAGGUGAACAUAAGAUAUUGUCAACACUUUUAAUUAAUAUACAUUCUAUUCCAUUCCUUCCAAACAGAAUAUUCAUUUCAUUCGCGGCUUUUCCCUUUCUAUAAUUCCCUGAUCUAAUGAAUUAUUAUGAUUGAAUUUAUUACUGCAAAAAGAAAAAGAUUAGAAUUUAGAAUAAUUAUAAAUUGAGGAUGGAAGCGGUGGGGAGGUUAGGGAGCUACAUUAGUCAAGGCGUAUACACCGUAUCAGGUCCUUUUCAUCCAUUCGGUGGUGCCGUUGAUAUCGUCGUCGUUCAACAACAAGAUGGAACCUUCAAAUCUUCUCCAUGGUACGUCCGAUUUGGCAAAUUCCAAGGGGUUUUAAAAUCAAGAGAAAAAAUGGUUCAAAUUAACGUUAACGGUGUACAGGCUGAUUUUCAAAUGUAUCUCGAUCAUAAAGGUGAAGCUUACUUUCUAAAAGAAAUUGAUGCCGAUGCCGAAUCAAUUUUGAUUGAUCCGUCUUCUUCCGGUUAUGACACUGAUGAUCAAUCUAGAAGCAGUAAUUUCGGUUCUGAGGAUGGGAAGAUUGUUGGAAGGACUAGUUCUCGUCGGUCUCGAAUAUUAGGUCUUAUGUUUGGAAGAAGGUCUUUGAAAGGUGAAUUUGAAGAUGCUAUUGGAAAUAAAGAACGUGCUGAGAUUGCAGCUAAUUUGUUGGAUAUUAAGUGGUCAACGAAUCUUGAUAGUGAGGUUAAUCAAGAUGGGGAUCAUGUUGUGGUUGUUGACAAUGAGGAUGAAAAGAAAUUGAGUGGUGAAGAGGUUUCUGUGGUGGUGGAGAAUGUUGAAGAGAGUUCUAAUGUGAGUGUGGUUUGUUGUUCGAAUGAACAAACUCACGAGGUUAUGUACCUUGCUCAUGGGGAAAGUGGGGAGGUACAUGUCAAUGAUCAAGUCUUGCAUGUUGCAACUUCACUCUUAUCUGAGGGUACGGAAACUAAGGAAGUUGCUAAGAAUACUGGUGUAGUGGAGGUCUUUGAGUUUCAUUCUAAGGCUCAGCAAACAGAUUCUUCUGAUUCUGAUGCUAGUAUGUACGAUGUGGAGGAUGUUGAAGACCUAACAACAUCUCCAAAACCUCAAACUAACAAUUUGGAUAUAGAACAUUGUUCAAGUGAGAAAGUUGAAUCCUAUUAUGUUACCAACAAUUCCAGUUAUAACAGCCAGGGUGACCGAGAAUUAUGCGAGAAUAACACUAACAUGAUAUCAUCUCCACCAUACUCUCUUGGUGAUCGUUUACCUAGUGAAAUAUCAAGGAGAUCAAUGUCCUCGAGUUCAGAUGAAGAUAAUUUCCUUUUUAGUGACCUUGAUGAUAGUGGAAUAAAUGAUCAAUUUGAGGGAUCAUUAACCCCUGAAUAUAUAGAUAAAGAAGAUAAUCUUUCUUAUGAGAAUUGCACUGAAAACUCAAGAGUGACAUCCUGUCCCAUAGUUAUCCCUAGGAAUCAGGGUGCUGGGGAGGAAGUUGGGAAGCAAACAGGAUCCUUGCCAAAUAUUUCUUGUGGAAGUAACAGUAUGUGCCAACAUGUUGUUCGAUAUCCUUUAAGUCAAUCGCUGGACUCAACAUUUCCUGGCAAAGAUGACUUGAAGUGCUUUAAAUUAGAUGAGUACAAAGAAAAGCAGUUAUCGCAUGAGCAAGCAGGUGCCACAGAUUACCAAGAUUCUUGUGAAUUCAAAAGUACUCCUCUGAAUCUUCCCCCUGGAGGUACAUCAACAAGCAGCUCUUCACCUGGUGGAAAUUGGAGAAUUUGGCCUUUCUCCUUGAGCAGAUCAGGAUCUAGAGAAUCUUUGCCGCCUAUUCCAAAUGAUGCCAAGAUUUUCACAGAUGUGAACAAAAUUGAUAUCAAACCUAAUCUAAUGAAAAAGAAGGUUGUUAGGGUAACAACUCCAACUUCUGAACAGAUAGCAUCAUUGAAUCUGAAGGAAGGGAGGAACAUUGUAACCUUCACUUUUUCUACGACCAUGUUGGGGAAACAACAGGUUGAUGCUCAAAUAUAUUUGUGGAAAUGGAGUGAUCGCAUAGUGAUCUCAGAUGUGGAUGGGACAAUUACAAAAUCAGAUGUCCUUGGCCAGUUCAUGCCUUUGGUUGGGGUUGACUGGUCACAGACAGGUGUUGCACAUUUAUUCUCCGCUGUCAAGGAGAAUGGUUACCAACUGCUUUUUCUCAGUGCUCGUUCAAUUUCUCAGGCCUAUAUUACACGACAAUUCCUAAUGAAUCUUAAACAGGAUGGCAAAGUUUUACCAGAGGGUCCUGUUGUUAUUUCCCCUGACGGACUUUUUCCCUCUUUAUACCGUGAAGUUAUUAGGAGGGUACCUCAUGAAUUCAAAAUUGCAUGCUUAGAGGGUAUCAAGGCUCUUUUUCCUUCUGAUUGCAAUCCGUUCUAUGCUGGUUUUGGAAAUAGGGAUACUGACGAAAUCAGUUACCUUAAGGUUGGAAUCCCUUUAGGAAAAAUCUUCAUUAUAAAUCCCAGGGGAGAGAUAGUUGUGAACCGAAGUCUUGACACAAAAUCAUAUACUUCGAUGCAUGCUCUCGUGAACGGAAUGUUCCCCCCAACGAGCUCUUCUGAGCAGGAGGAUUUUAAUUCAUGGAAUUACUGGAAGCUACCUCCUUCUGCAAUUGAUAUUUGAAAGAGCACUGGCUUUUUUUGGGCUCUCAAUCACCUUGGUCCUGGAUAUGGAUGGGUGCAGGCAGUGUAGCUCUUAAAAGAAUAUGGGAAACGGCCUUUUCUAUUUGUGGAUUGAUUUAUAUCGAAAAUCAUAGUUUUGGAUGGAAUUCUUAUGGAAGUUCAGGCUGAAACUUCUUUCCUGGUGGAUGCUAUGAGACCAGGUCCAUUUUUGUUAGUGUGUAGUUAAGUCCUAAUCCUUUGCAUUCGAGUGUAUAAUUGUAUAUGUAUGUGUACUUGAAUGACUCCCCUUGGUUCCAUUUUUCCAGCAUAAAGAAAGAGUAUGCUUAUUAUCAUUUC
Molecule: messenger RNA, 3267 nt
Organism: Cicer arietinum (chickpea)
Lineage: Eukaryota; Viridiplantae; Streptophyta; Magnoliopsida; Fabales; Fabaceae
Product: phosphatidate phosphatase PAH2-like
Biological process (GO): lipid metabolic process
Molecular function (GO): phosphatidate phosphatase activity
Source: RefSeq, a predicted model, not a curated record